Molecule: messenger RNA, 1539 nt
Organism: Folsomia candida
Lineage: Eukaryota; Metazoa; Arthropoda; Collembola; Entomobryomorpha; Isotomidae
Product: probable diaminopimelate decarboxylase, chloroplastic
Exons: 9
Coding region: 51-1493 (480 amino acids)
Molecular function (GO): diaminopimelate decarboxylase activity
Source: RefSeq, a predicted model, not a curated record
UUUUCGGUCCACCUGUUGCAAAAGAGUAGAUAAGCGAAAAACGUAAAAGUAUGGAUAACCUUGUCGAUAAGGUACUUACCCCACCACAAUCUCCGUCAUCGGCCUUUUUCUCUUAUCGGAAUGGUCUCCUGUACUGUGAAGAGGUCAGUAUAGACGAUUUUCUAACCACUAGCUUAUCUAAAACGGAGGAUAAGAAAGAUGUAGUCAAUAUCAAUGGAAAAGUAGUGACCUUGGACGUUCCACCCACCCCGGUAUUUCUGUACAGCUUGGCCGCUUUGAAGUCCAACGUGUCGAAAUAUUUGGACGCCAUACGAACUUCAGAGUUGAAGUGUCGCCUUGGAUAUGCCGUCAAAGCGAACGGGAACCAUACCAUUUUGACUACACUGCAUCAAUCCGGGGUGGAAAUGCUAGUAUGCGUUUCCGGAAAUGAAGUUCUCUCAGGAAUUCAGGCCGGUUUUGAGCCCAGAAAUAUAAUUUUGAACGGAAAUGGGAAACAAGAAUGGGAAAUAAAGCUUGCGAUCCAAUUCGGUCUCCUGCUCAAUGUAGAUUCCGUCUUUGACGCGAAAAAUAUUGCAAACGUGGCUAAAUUGCAUCCUGGACGAGAAGUCCGCCUCCUUCUCCGAAUUCGUCCCAGUGCCACAAUCCACAAAGGAGAUUUGGCCAUCCAUCCCUACGUGAAUACUGCAGAAGCAUCCAAAUUUGGCUUCGGGAAGGAUGAGUUGGAUCAGGUUUUGACAAUAUUGGAGGGUCAGGAAACCACCAAAGUGGUCGGGAUUCAUUGUCAUCUCGGAUCUUGUAUUUACGACCCCGACGUGUAUCACUCUAUCGGCAAAAUAAUGACCGACAUGGUUGACGAAUUGGGGAAGAGGGGUCACACCGUGGAGCUGCUCGACAUCGGGGGCGGCAUAGGGAUCGAUUACUACAAAGUGGUACCAGGCAUGGAAGAAUACGGGGUCAAGACAAGUCCGAACCCUCAUCAAGUCGUCCCAAAUAUCGCCUCAUUUAUGUCCAUCUUAGCCAAAACUCUGCCCAAAAAUGUGAACAUCAUUUUGGAACCGGGUCGAUCCAUGGUCGCCGACACUGCCCUCGUAGCUUGCAAAGUGCUCGGAAGGAAGGUGGCUGGACAAAAGAAAUUCGUCAUUGUUGACGCCUCCAUGUCGGAAGUGAUUCGACCCUGCUUGUACGGUGCCCAUCAUCAAAUCCUUCCCACCAAGUUGUCCAAGUCGAGUCAAUGGGAACCGUACGACGUGGUCGGACCAAUUUGCGAAAGUGCUGACUUUCUCGGUCACAAUGUCCCCCUCCAAGAAGAAGAUAAGGAUUCGACAGCGUCUUAUCUGGCAAUCAUGGACGUUGGUGCCUACUGCUUCUCCAUGUCUUCAAACUACAAUAUGAGACCACGGCCCGCAGAGAUUAUGAUUGACGGCACGACUUGGACAACAAUUCGGGAAAGAGAUACCUUCCAAAAUGUUACAGGGAGAGGAACAAUUAAUUGACUGGCAUUAGUUACAUUACAACAUUUAAUAAAAACUAUACCCUUAC